Messenger RNA from Quercus robur (English oak), 944 nucleotides. Its product is annotated as glutamate--tRNA ligase, cytoplasmic-like. NCBI's taxonomy places the organism in Eukaryota, Viridiplantae, Streptophyta, Magnoliopsida, Fagales, Fagaceae. The transcript has 4 exons. The coding region runs from base 300 to 710 and encodes 136 amino acids. The record is from RefSeq and is a predicted model, not a curated record.
ACCCAUUUAGGCGUGGAGAUGUUAGGGUUAACAGCGUUAGCCACACUUUCUUCUCUUCUCAAACACACACAGCCCAGCCUCACGCCUCUCUCUCAUCUCCUCCACCUUUGUUUUCUGAGCAAACUUAGACCGGCGAGAUCUUGUGAGGCGAAAUCGACGGCGGCCGCCGAUCUCACCGGACAACUGACAGCCCCUCUCUCUUAUUUUUUAAAUUAGAAAGAAACCCUGGUUUAUAAUAAGAGACAGACUAGUCUAAAUCUAAAUCUAAUACACAGACACAGCCGCAAAGCAACGCUACUAUGGAGAUUCGGACAUUGUCUUUCCCUGCCGAUAGUCUGUCGCCUCUACCGGUAAUUGUGGCUGCCAAGCUUGCCGACCUUGCUCUUCCAAUCGAUACUUCCCUACCUCCUAACUCUGCUCCCACGCUUCUCUUCUCUAAUGGGCAUAAAUUACAUGGAACAUAUGUGCUUCUUCGCUAUAUUGCUCGUGUUGCUAGCCUUCCCAAUUUCUAUGGACAGAAUGCAUAUGAAUCUGGCCAGAUUGAUGAGUGGCUGGAAUAUGCCCCCGUCUUUUCAUUGGGUCCUGCAUUUGACAAAAUUUAUGUGAUGGUAGUAGUUGGAGCAGCCAAAUUGAAAAGGAAGUUUCAACUACUCAUGACUCUGAGAUAUAACCACUUCAUUCCCAAAUUUUGUUUUCCACUUGCAAGUUGAUGACACCUGAGUUUCUAGCUGACAUCAAGUUUAUAGUAUUUAGCUGGAAGAGCUUGUUUUUCUCUUACUGCCAAUGUAGCUGGAUUGGAAGUGCUUGGUUGGACCAUUUUAGCUUUUGCCCAAAUGGGCCUGAGCUAUUUGUUUGUUGGUUGGUCUCACUGGGAAUUAGAGAGAAAAGGAAUUCUCUGGCAUUUCACCAUACUUGUGGUCAAAUUGAGUUUGUGCUACUAGCAC